This is a messenger RNA of Rodentolepis nana, 465 nucleotides long. NCBI's taxonomy places the organism in Eukaryota, Metazoa, Platyhelminthes, Cestoda, Cyclophyllidea, Hymenolepididae. The record is from the annotation of a GenBank genome assembly.
AUGUCAAACGAGCAACCAAACAUUAAAGACCCCAAAUAUGUGUUCUCGGAGACAAAAGCCUUGCUCAUGUCUUGUCAUCCAGGAGAUAACCAAUCAGCCUCAGUUUAUGACCUCAUGACUGGUAUCACCAAGUACAUUGCUCAAAAUAAGCCAUCACAAGCAUUCGAUCAGUUCGAGGAGAUUUCACGAUUCAUUAAGCUUGAAAUGGGGAUGGGAAAUACACUGGGUGGUGUCCCCACUAAAAAGCCUAAAACUCCAGAAGCCGAAUUUGCAGAGAAGGAAAGAACUCUAUAUUCCCAUCCAGAUCAUGUGUGGAACAAACCACCAUUAGUAGAGACAAACUUGCCCGAGUCAUACUCUGGGAACUUUGAGGAGGACCCUGAGGAAACCGAGGUCCUUGGAAAUGUCUGUCAAGAAUUCUCUCUUAUUGAACAAUCUGGAAUCGGUAUGAUCAAUGCUUUAUAA